Carcharodon carcharias (great white shark) is the source of this 1427-nucleotide messenger RNA. RefSeq names its product RAB11a, member RAS oncogene family (gene rab11a). Gene Ontology annotation, cellular component: recycling endosome. Lineage: Eukaryota; Metazoa; Chordata; Chondrichthyes; Lamniformes; Lamnidae. Gene Ontology annotation, biological process: exocytosis. The transcript is spliced from 5 exons. Bases 195 to 845 code for a protein of 216 amino acids. The record is from RefSeq and is a predicted model, not a curated record. Gene Ontology annotation, molecular function: GTP binding; GTPase activity.
GCAAUUUAUUCCCCGGUUAAUAGUGGAGGGAAAAAAGAUUAAAAUAUUUCCGAAAAUGGAAUAAAACGAAUUUGCUGGAAUCGUUGUUGGAAAAUGUAACCUUUGCUCCGGAAGCGGAAAUCGGGUCGCUGGUCGAGUCCGGCGCUCGGUCACUUUGAAACUUUUCCUUUAAUUAUUUUCACUCGGCCGAUAGAAUGGGCACCCGGGAUGAUGAGUAUGAUUAUCUGUUCAAAGUUGUGCUGAUUGGCGACUCGGGUGUGGGAAAAAGUAACCUCCUGUCACGCUUUACACGCAAUGAGUUUAACUUGGAAAGCAAGAGCACAAUUGGAGUGGAAUUUGCAACAAGAAGCAUUCAGGUUGAUGGGAAGACGAUUAAAGCGCAGAUCUGGGACACGGCAGGGCAGGAGCGAUACCGGGCCAUCACCUCUGCAUAUUACCGAGGGGCAGUUGGUGCCCUGUUGGUUUAUGAUAUUGCCAAGCACCUCACCUACGAGAAUGUGGAAAGGUGGUUGAAAGAGCUGAGGGAUCACGCAGACAAUAAUAUCGUCAUCAUGCUGGUAGGGAACAAGAGUGAUCUGCGCCACCUCCGAGCUGUGCCUACAGAUGAGGCCAAAGCCUUUGCAGAAAAGAAUGGAUUGUCUUUUAUUGAAACUUCAGCUUUAGACUCGACAAAUGUAGAGACUGCAUUCCAGACCAUCCUCACAGAAAUUUAUCGUAUUGUCUCUCAGAAGCAAAUGUCAGACAGACGUGAAAAUGACAUGUCGCCGAGUAACAAUGUGGUCCCCAUUCACAUGCCUCCAACUACUGAAAGCAAACCAAAGAUGCAAUGCUGUCAAAACAUCUGAGAUACAGAAGUUGCUGUCCAUUCCCCAUACUGUACCUGUGCAGUGCUUACAAUUUAUUCCUUUUGUUAUGUAAUUCAAAUUUGCUGAUUAAUGUGGCAAUUAUCUUAAACUUGUUGCUGUCUUUAUAAAAUCCGACAUGUUGAAUUAAUGUCAGCUAUGGUGCAUUUUUAUAUAUAAUAUAUAUUCACAGGUAGUGUAAAAUGGUUUUAAAACCAAACCAUUUUGUAAAUGAGGGUAUCAUGUAAAGUAAUGCUGUUUCUAAGUGAUGUUAGCAAUAGGGCAGAUGGAAUACGACCCCCCACAAGCCUUACUGUGGUAGAUGCUUUAAGAAAUGGAAAGCUUGUUUGGAUCAGGAAUGCUUAUGAAGUGUGAACAACACAGAUGGUAUUUCUUGUCAAUUCAUCAGUAGUUUGCCUCUUAUUUUCUUUCUUGUUUCCUGGCAUUAUAUGUAAUUGAUGUAUUGUAAAUUAUUUGUAUUUUAUGCAUGUACUAUGAUUAUCUCCUUUUUCAAAUUUUUAGGUUAUGAUGGUUUAAAAUAUAUUCUGUGUACUUGAAUAUUAAUUAAAAUGAAAUGGAAGGGGA